UAAAGCAACAUUGUGGAUUCCAACUACGGUGAAAGGUCACGAAAAGAAGAAGAAAGGAGGCGUUGCAUUCAUAUGAGCAGCAUAGCGUUUGCAGAUUGUUUGGCAGAUAAUCACGAAGACUUUGCUGGGGACAAAAAAAAAUAUCCGACGCCACUCGCUAGAACAUGUCCCUGUCCGGCUGGAUAUGUGUGGUCACAGGUGCAUCCAGAGGCAUUGGUAAAGGAAUCGCGCUGCAGCUUUCUGAGGCAGGCGCCACCGUCUACAUCACCGGACGUCAGGAGAAGACUCUUAAAGAAACCGCGACGCAGGUAAGCGAGAGGGGUGGAAAAUGUGUGCCAGUCAUCUGUGAUUCGACCAACGAUGGCGACAUCGAGAAGCUGUUUGAACGCAUAAAACUAGAACAGAGUGGUAAACUGGAUCUGCUGGUCAACAAUGCAUACGCUGGAGUACAGGCUAUCUUUGAGAACCAAGGGAAAAAGUUCUGGGAGACCGAUCCAUCUUUUUGGGAUACCAUCAACAACACAGGCCUGAGAAGCCAUUAUAUCUGCUCAGUGUAUGCGUCCCGAAUGAUGGUGGCUCGAGGUCAGGGUUUGAUCAUCAACAUUUCAUCCAUGGGAGGCUUGCGAUAUCUCUUCAAUGUGCCAUAUGGGGUUGGGAAAGCGGCAUGUGACCGAAUGGCAGUAGACAUGGCUAUGGAGCUUCGGAGCAGGGGCGUAGCAUCUGUCUGUCUGUGGCCGGGACCGGUGAAGACGGAGCUAAUAUCUCAGUUCGUGCUUGCACCGCAGGAAGUAGAUUCCAAGUAUAAGGAUUUAUUUGCCAAUGGAGAAACUACUGAAUUUAGCGGCCUGUGCAUUGUCAACCUCGCUAAAGAUAAAAACCUGAUGUCAUUGAGCGGAAAAAUUCUCUUGACCUGUGACCUGGCGAGGCGUUAUGGGAUCCAAGAUGUCGACGGGGGGGCUAUAAAAGACUUCACCUCCCUGAAGUUCCUGCUGACCAAAGUCCCAUAUAUCUCCUGGCUCUCAUCUUUUGUCCCUUCUUUCAUAAGAAUGCCACGCUUUCUGCUUCCCUUAGCAAGCAACCAUUUCUAGCCACAAGAAGAUGUGGCAUUGAAAACCUCUUUGUGACUACUUUUUAAUCCAAUCACCACAAGUGUCUGUUUAAAUGAAAGACUCCGGGAAGUUUGAAUGGCUACUAUAGUGAAACCUUUAAAUUUGAAUUCAGUCCUUGUCGGGAACGCUGGUCAACCUCUAAUUUUUUUCAUAUGUUGAAAAAUUCUUCCUCGAAAAAAUUCUGGAAAGGGAUUCCAUCUGUUCAAGGGUCAAACAUUUGUUAAAUACAGUAGAGUUGUGGGCUGUGCAUUUGGUACCUGGACCUUCAGCGUGGACUUGACUGACUUAAUCCAACUCUUAAUACCACCACUCAUCAAUAUGAUAGAAACCACCACUGUGCCACAUACAGCACAUCCUCUAGAAUCAAUAUUUAUCUGAUAACAUGCCAAAAAAAAUGAAUAAAACAACCACCACCAUCAUACUCAGCAGAGUGUGCAGUUUGCUACAGAUCUUUUGAUAGUUGAACAAGUUUUGCUCUGACCAUCCAAUCAGAGGAUGGAAAAAAUGCUCAUGUUGUUGUGAGUCAGCUUAGCUGACCCUGUAAGGUGAAUUUGAAAUCUGAUUGGUUAGAGAAACAGUCUCAUUGCUAAAUAGAGUUUCUAUUACAUUGGCCAGCAAUACUGAUUCUAAAGGCCCUAGGCAGAUUAGAUCGACGUUGUUGCAUCAAGAGGCUGAAAUCGGAUUUGGAUCACAAAAACUAACCAUCGUACAGUCAAACAUGCAUCCUGGAAGCAGUCCAGUCAAGAUGCAAUGAAAUAAUGAGAAUGCAAUGAUUGGAGUAUGAGGGGGGAAAAAAACAAUGGAAGAAAUAGAAUUUAGUUUGUAAAUGUAGGUCAGUGUUUAGGCCCACAGAGAAGGCCUUGCUGGCCCUGAAGGCACACCACUGGUUAAAUAUUUUACAAGUUUAAAAAAUAAAUAAAAUUAAGUUUGGGAUUUUUGUGCAACUUUAGAGGCAGCUUUUUGGUUGGACUCUGGUGAAUUUAGAGGUUCCACUAUUUAUUAUGAUUAUACUAUUUUAGUUGUAAGAAUGUAAAAUUGUAUUUGAGAUAUAUAUAUAUAUGAAGCUGCUUUGUCUGAUUUGAUGUGGAUGCAGCUGAGGUGUAUUUUUGAUAAAAUGUUAAAAGUAUACAUAUUUGUAUUACUGUGUAAUAAGUGUUGCUUCUAUACAGUCCAGUAUGCUACCAAUGUAUCUUGAUAAAUAAAGAAUAGGGGAAGGUACUGGUUUGUGUGUCUCAUUCAAAACAAGAAAGGUAACAUUUAAUAUUACCACAUCCCUAAAAUAUGAAGACUCAAAUCUUAGCUUUUCAUGUUCACCCAAUGUUCGUGUCAGUUUUCUCCGGGUACUCCAACUUCCUUCCACCUGAAAACAUACAUGUUGGGUUAGUUGAAGACUUUAAAUUGUCCAAGGGCGUAACAUGAGUGUAAAUGUUUUUUUUCGUCCAUGUGCGCUCUUAGAUUAGCAGGCGAUCACUCCAAGGUUUAUCAUGCCCUGUUGCCCAAUGUCAGUCAAUGGGAUACGCUCCAGUUCACCUGCAAACCUAAUGAGGACAAGUGGUAUAGAAAAUGGAUGGAUGGAUCAGUCAACUGCUGCGAUUGCUAACCAAACCAGCAGGACCUACCAAAAAACACUCGGAUUAAAGUGUGGAACCUGAUCAACUUCCACUUGGAUCUUGAAAAUAAGUGAUAAUUAAAGACCACAGAUCUUAUGCUUUUUGGAAAGGGUAUUUUGGUAACUCAUGGGUGGCUGUGGCUCAGUUAGUAGAGCGGGUUGUCCAGUGGUUCCCGGCUACGACUGUCCGCAUGUCGACGUGUCCUUGGGCAAGACACUGAACUCUUAAUUUGCUCCCAGUGGGCCCGGCAGCGCCUCGCAUGGCAGCAGUCGCCCAUUGGUGUAUGAAUGUGUGGGUGACUGUGAGCGCUUUGAGCACUGCGAUGGUGGAGAUGAAGUGCUAUAUAAGUGCAGUCCGUUUACCAUUUCAUGAUCUGAUGGCCUCCGUGCAGAUGACUUUUUCUCUAUAAUAGUCAUUUAAUUUAUUACUCCAGUUUCACUUGAUGUAAUCGACUGGGCUGGGCCUGUAUAUUGCACAGAUUAAUUCUAUAGCACUUAUGCUUGCUGGGUGUCUGGGUGUGCUGGAGCCCAUACAGCUAGCUGACUUGGAGUGAGAAGCCGGUGCAGUGCACAUCGCAGGGCACGUGGAGACAAACAACCAUUUGCACUUACAUGCACACCUAAGGAAAAUUCGGUUUUAACAUGCAUGUUUCUGGAUUACGAGGGGAAGCCGGAGUACCUGGAGAAAACCCGCGUGCAUCUGUUUUUAUGUUUCAGGGAACUACUCCCCUUCACAUUAUUCGCAGCACACUGUAUUUUCUCUACAACAGUCCAGUUUCACUUGAAUGUAUUGCAUUGCACUGCACCAUCAUUAUAUACUGAUGAAUACUUCAAAACACACCAUGUCAGUAAAAAGGGGAAACACGGUGCAGUGCAGCGUUUCAGACACUAGUGGUCGGUGGGGGUAUAAAUGAUUGUCUACGCAAAUAAAAUCUCUGAAUCGUAAAUAGUAUGUGGCCCAGAUCUGAUGGGGGCGCGCAACGUGGUUGACGUUAAAAAAUAAAUAAAAAAAAGUGUCGAGGCCACUGGCCGGGAUUUGUUGUACAGACGCUUCCUCCCACCAAUGUGAAGCCUUCCCCGGCAGACUGGCACACCCACCGCGCCGAGGCCGUGACAGUCAGUUGGGCCUUGUUGGGCUUCCUGGUCCGCAGCUCCGCCUCGCCUCGCCUCGAUCCGGCCGGACACUGGGAACACUUCUCAACAGAACAAAAGCGGCGAUCGCGACGGAACACCGCUCACUUGGAACUAAAAGACGGCGAAACGGCGGGCGAGAGCAAGUCCGACAAACUUGCGUUCCUCGGCCGGUAAUCCGACGCGGUGCUCGGUUAAAUAAGACCAGGGUCAAGCCGCCAGACGGACGGGCAUUGUGUCCAGUCUUCUUCCAAACUUCGGCCAUUUAGAGCCGCCUCUCACCAAACGGAAACUGGGCUUUUGCUUCGUCUUUGUCUAUUCGCUCACACGGAGCCCCGGGACGACGGAUCCUUUUGGCCGUUCACAGGCUUCUGCUGCUCAGUUUGCCUUUGUGAAGUGGCUCUACUUGUCUUGGAAGUGGAACAAAGCUCAACAAGAAAAGGGU
Molecule: messenger RNA, 4294 nt
Organism: Phyllopteryx taeniolatus (common seadragon)
Lineage: Eukaryota; Metazoa; Chordata; Actinopteri; Syngnathiformes; Syngnathidae
Gene: dhrs1
Product: dehydrogenase/reductase (SDR family) member 1
Exons: 10
Coding region: 165-1088 (307 amino acids)
Biological process (GO): regulation of transcription by RNA polymerase II
Cellular component (GO): nucleus
Molecular function (GO): DNA binding; DNA-binding transcription factor activity, RNA polymerase II-specific
Source: RefSeq, a predicted model, not a curated record